Molecule: messenger RNA, 474 nt
Organism: Diuraphis noxia (Russian wheat aphid)
Lineage: Eukaryota; Metazoa; Arthropoda; Insecta; Hemiptera; Aphididae
Product: craniofacial development protein 2-like
Source: RefSeq, a predicted model, not a curated record
AUGAUAUUAUUUUAUAGUAGUGAUAAGGACGGUAGACGUAUAAAUGGAGUGGAUUUUCUAGUUAAUGAACUUUUAUUACCUCAUGUAAAGCAUUUUGGACCAGUAAGCAACCGAAUAUGCUACAUGCGCAUAGCUGAUAAAUAUGGUGACUUAAUAUUAAUAUGUGUAUAUGCCCCUACUGAAACAGGAUCCAAUGAUGAAAAGGAGAUGUUUUUUGAAGAACUAGAAAGGUUGUAUGAUAAAUUGCCUAACCACUGCAUAAAAAUAUUUUUAGGAGAUUUCAAUGCCCAAGUGGGAAAUGACAUAAUGUACAAACCUUGGGUUAGAGGAGAAAGUGCUCAUUAUAUUAGUAAUGGAAAUGGAAUGAGACUUAUUGAGUAUGCUAUCGCUAAGGACUUGAUCAUAACUAGCAACUUUUUCCCCAGAAAGCUAUAUAAGAUACAUAAGGUAGAUAAGAUAUAUAAGCACACUUAG